Molecule: messenger RNA, 1293 nt
Organism: Tachysurus vachellii
Lineage: Eukaryota; Metazoa; Chordata; Actinopteri; Siluriformes; Bagridae
Gene: tex30
Product: testis expressed 30
Exons: 5
Coding region: 517-1191 (224 amino acids)
Source: RefSeq, a predicted model, not a curated record
CAACAUGACUACCUGAUGUUGUCCUUUCUUAUUCUCUGGGUCUUGUAUAUGUACUGUUAUGUUGUAUUUUAUAUUGAAUUGACAUUUGAAAUAUCUGAUUAAUGUAGUUUUAUUGUUUACAUUUUGACUGUUUAAUCUAACCGUUUUAUCAGUGACCAUAUGGCCUUGUGAAAAGAGUAAAAUAGAGCCUAACACAUGUAUUUAGUGAUUAAUGUUACAUGAGAUAAGGCUCUGCACUGCAGUUCUACAUCAUAACCUAAUAGCUUGAAACGACUUGUAGAUUAGACUGGAUUUGAGUUGGAUUUACUAAUGCUUUGACUCAUUGUACAAAAUGAACACACAAAUUAGACCUAGCUCAGGUACCAAACUUAAAAUAGGGCAUUGUUUUUAAUGCUUUUAUUCAGACAGGUUUCAGCACGUUUAUGAUAAGGAGCAUUGUUAGGUUAUGUUAAUGCUCUUUCAUACCACAAGAUGGCGAUAUAGAGCAGAGACAUGGUGUCAUUUAUAUGAACAAAGAUGGUGGCUUUCAGUGAGGAAAAGGUGUCAAUCCCAUUUGGAUCUAAAGAGCUAGGUGGUGUUUUCACGGUUCCUGAAACAGAAUGUGUACAAACAGCUCUCAUCCUUACACAUGGAGCAGGUGGAGAUAUGAACCUGAAGUCAUUAAUGUCACUUGCACAAGCUGCUGCCACUUCUGGUUUGCUCUGCCUUCGGUUCACAUGCAAAAGCCUGAAUCUGGUGCACAGAGUGAAGGCCUAUGAAGCAGCUGUGUCGUACUUGAAAUCCCUUGAUAGGUUUACGCUGAGUAACAUUUUCCUCGGGGGACGUUCGAUGGGAGCUCGAGCUGCUGUGGCUCUUGGCAGACGAAUGAGUGUCGAGGAAGAUGUUAAUAUCCGAGGUCUGUUGUGUGUGUCUUUUCCUCUACAUCCUCCUGGACAAACACAUACUCAUGUGAAACGUAGUGAGGACCUGAGAGCACUUUUCUGCAUUCCUGUACUCUUUGUAUCAGGGACUGCAGACAACAUGUGUGAAAGGCUACUUCUGGAACAUGUUGUGGAGCAGAUGGAAAGCCCAAGCUCUGUGCAUUGGGUGGAGGGAGCCAAUCAUGGACUGGCAGUGAAGGGGAGAACUGAGGAAUCUGUUCUAGAUGAGGUCAACUCACAAGUCAUCACAUGGAUACUUAAACAUGUCUGAAGAUAGAUGCUACACUGAUAAUAUAAUAUAAUAUUGUGUGUGUGUGUGUGUGUGUGAAGAGAAAAUAAUACUAUUUUGUGUAAAUAAAAGAAUCUUAAAAUA